AACCCAGAUUACACGUGCGGAAUUUCAUGUGAAUAGCACAAACAUAGCUGUUCAGGAUGGUUAUACCGACUGUUAAAGGUUAAACGAAGAAUAUUGGUGUUCAGUGAAACCUGCGGACUGGAUAUUUGUCGAUUAAUGAACUUUUUAGGCGGGCUGAGAAGGCCUUUUUGGACUGCUGCUCUGGGUUACAUCUAAGUGGUUAUUAUGUGGGUAUCCAGCAGUUCACAUCCACACAUGCUGCGUUAUGUUUGUAGAAGUUUACAGAAGGCUGCAUUUGUGGGCUCCCACGGUGCCUCCUACCAUGUUUCAGCUUCUCUUUUGCACCCAGAGGAGAGCAGCAACAUCAAACCUGUGGUGAAGAGAGGACGUAGAGAGUCUGGUGGAAGGCAGGAUCGUAAAAAGUCUCUGGAAAAUGAGACCACCUUGCAGCAAAAGCUCAUUCAAGGUAGGGGACACGACCGCAGGGUGUCAUCUGAACUGAGGAAGUUGUGUCUGGAGGAUUUCCCCUCAGACAGGGAGAGGCCUCUGAGAGAGAAGUCAACCCAGGACUCCAAAUCAGUAGAGAUUGUUUUUGGCAUCUCCCCCUGCCUUCUGGCUCUCACCCAGGGUAGAAGAAAAGCCCACAAGCUGUUUGUUAAAGAUGGAGAGGCCUCUCAUAGAGCUUCUGUGUUAAAGGUGUGUGAAGAGGCUUAUAAACAAGGAGUUCAAGUGCACCGGGUCAGCAAGAAAGAUCUGGAUAAGAUGUCUGGGGGGCGGGUGCAUCAAGGAGUUUGUCUGAAGGCCAGUCCUUUGAGCUACCUCACUGAAGCCACAGACUCAGCAUUUAAAAUACAGUACAGCACCCCUCCUCUGUGGCUCAUCCUGGAGGAGAUACAAGACCCCAUGAACCUGGGUGCCAUCCUUCGCUCUGCUUACUUCCUCGGUGUGGACAGAGUGGCCAGCAGUCUUCACCACAGCUGUCCGUUAUCUCCAGUGGUCAGCAAGGCCAGCUCAGGUGUCAUGGAGGUGAUGGGGGUGUAUGGAUAUGAAAACCUGGAGGAGAUGCUGAGACUGAAGGUGACACAAGGAUGGGAGGUGGUUGGGACAGUGGGGGCUGAAGCAGAGGUGUCCCGGGUCCCUGUCACAGAGUGUUCGGACUUUAAGAUGACUAAACCCAUGCUGCUGUUGAUGGGGAGAGAGGGGGAAGGACUGUCCAAGGAGCUGCUCUCUCUGUGCCAGACCCUCCUCACCAUCCCGCCUGGUAGAGAGCUGUUCCCUGGUGUAGAGUCUCUAAACGUCUCUGUAGCUGCAGGAAUCCUUCUGCACUCUCUGAUGUUCACCAGGAGGUCCAACAGAUGACUAAUAAAAAACAUCUACCUGUACUUGAACCAAGUUUCACUGGGACUUCGGACUGUGCUCUUCCAGGCUGCCUGCCUACUCUCUGCAUGACUUUCCAUUGGCUCAAGCCUGAGGACAACCAGCACAGCAGCAGGAGCGCCAACAGUCCUCUGACUGAAAAUACGAUUCCCACAAUGAAAAACUUGUAAAUACAGGUGGCUUAUAUCAGAUAAAAAAUACACUGACUUCUA
Cheilinus undulatus (humphead wrasse) is the source of this 1568-nucleotide messenger RNA. It is a transcript of the gene mrm1, whose product is annotated as mitochondrial rRNA methyltransferase 1 homolog (S. cerevisiae). Gene Ontology annotation, cellular component: mitochondrion. The coding region runs from base 205 to 1338 and encodes 377 amino acids. The transcript is spliced from 2 exons. Lineage: Eukaryota; Metazoa; Chordata; Actinopteri; Labriformes; Labridae. Gene Ontology annotation, molecular function: RNA binding; RNA methyltransferase activity. Gene Ontology annotation, biological process: rRNA methylation. The record is from RefSeq and is a predicted model, not a curated record.